CGUGAACUUAGGACUUGUAAACCCAGCUUGUCAAGUAAAGGUUUCUCAAGAGUGUCAAAUAGCAUAUAAGGAAAAGUGUGACUUUAGAUGCACUGUGGACUUUGAUCUUGAAAGUGAAGCUCAGAACACUGAGUGACAACACUAGUUUGUCGAUUAUGCAGAUGUCACCUUAUGAUCUUUGGUGUAGUUUAUGGACAAGCCUGUAGUAUGGGAAACCCAGUAUUAGAAGACCAACCUAUCUGUGAAUUUAUUUCCUGUGGUGGAGCAGCAACUGAAAUUUUAAAAUUUGGACCCAAGCAAAUACAUGGGCUAGACAAGUCUGACAACAUUUCCAGAGUGUUAUUUCUUGUUAUUCCAGGUAACCCAGGAAUAGUCAACUUCUAUAGGACAUUCAUGCACAAACUCUAUAAGGCAUUAAACCAGCUGUACCCAGUGUGGGCCGUUAGUCAUGCAGGACACUGUGUACCACCACCCAGCAUUGAAAUAACAAAAGAGUCAGAGCAAGAAGCCCUAGAAGAUGUAUAUGGAUUAAAUGGACAGAUAGCACACAAGAUUGUUUUCAUCCGAAAGUAUGUCCCAAAAAAUGUGAAACUUGUCCUGAUUGGUCACUCCAUUGGUUGCUAUAUUAUUCUUAAAAUGAUGAAGCAGGAGCCAUCACUUCGGGUUCUCAGAGCAGUGCUGCUGUUCCCGACAAUAGAGAGAAUGGCUCAGUCACCCCAAGGGAAGCUCAUGACACCUGUGUUGUGCAGACUUCGUUAUGUUAUAUAUGUGCCUGUAUACAUGCUGUCCUUCCUUCCCGAAAGUGUCAAGACCUUCAUAGUGAGAUUUGUCUUGCAAGGCAUGCAAAACAUUGAUGAAGCAUCUCUCUCUGCCUCUGUGUGCCUUUUUAAUGUCAACUGCCUAGCAAAUGCCAUGUAUAUGGCAAGUCAAGAAAUGGUCCAAGUUGUGGACAGAGACAGUUCGGUCAUUAAGGAACAAUUGAAGAAGUUCAUCUUUUAUUAUGGAGCUUCGGAUAAAUGGUGUCCUCUUCAGUAUUAUGAAGACAUGAAAAUGGAGUUCCCUGAUGGAGAUAUUCGACUUUGUGAGAAGGGAAUUCGUCAUGCAUUUGUCUUAGAUGCUAGCAAGCAGAUGGCUGCCAUGAUUGUAGACUGGCUAUGCAAAGACUUGCUCAAUCUCUAGGCUGGGACAUGAACUCUCAUAUAUGUUAUGUGAUUCAAGAGAAAAGAACAAAGUGUUAAAUUAUUUAUAAGUUAAUGUUUUUGUUUGGUUUAUGUCACUGUCAAAAGAUGAUUGUGGUAAUGAAAGCUAAGUAUGUCUUUGUCCACCUUUGGAUAACUUUUUCUGAUGUUGAUAACAUUAUUACAAUUGUAAACAAAAAAUUAAUGCAAAGCACUUUUCAUAUGUGACAUUAGGUGGUGUAUUCCUACCAAAAAGCCUUUGAUUUACUUUGCUAUGCACCUUGUUAUUUUAUAACAGAGGUAAAAAUUUCCACCAGUGCUACUAAAUUAGUAGCAUGAACAAGGAACUGAAUAUUUCACCCACUGUUGAGUAGUGCAAGACCUAUUUCCACAGAAUAAUACUCAUUCCUGAAAUGCAUUCCAGAGUAACUGUUAUGAAAAUGUUACAUGUUAAAUGCUGAAAGUGACAGCAGCAGGAAAACAUAUCUAGAGAUGGUGAAACGUACUAACCAGAGCUCUGACUUAUAUUUGAACAGCUUCUGUGGGAACUGCUAUCUUUUUCUUAGUGAAGUUGGACUUACCUGCUGUUUGGUCAGUGACGCUCUUCUUUUGCAGUUUAUAUCUGACCGGUUUGACUGGAUUGGUCCUGUAUUAUGUGAAGAAAGAGAUAUCAUAAAUUAAGGAACUCAGUUCAAUUAAUCUCUACCCCCCAUCUCCCUUUCAUUAAUUAUUAGUGGCUUUGUGUAGUUUUUGUAUAAAAAAUGAGUUUUUACUUAAAUCCUUUAGAUAUUAGGACAAGGUUUGUAAUGCAUCUAAUGAUAAAGAGUUUUUUUUUUUCAAAGCCCAUUUUUAAUUUGGUACCCAAUUCUUGUAAAAAGUGCAUUUUGAAAUUGUAUUUUCACUUCAGUAAAAAGAUGCUAGUUUUGUACAGGCCUUAAGUUUUUUAGCUUUCUGUUCACAACUUAUUUACUUUCCAUUCUAAAUCACCCACCAGACAUUGUGUGGCAAUCAUUUAAUGUUAUCUUACUAUUCAGAAAAAGAAUUACUAUAUAAUGAUAUCUCCUUUUACUGAUAAGUGUGCUUAUAAUGCAUCUUUUUUCUUUAUGCAGGUCUGCCGCUCCUUCUGGCGACAUUUAGAGGACAUGUAGGAUUAAACUAUCAGUCUUAUACUGAGGCAAGUUUGAGUAAGAUUGGGGCUCCUGUCUUGUUUCCAGACUUUCUAAUUAGUCCAGAAGCUCAUUAUUGUAUUUAAGAAUUAGGAAUAAAAGGAUAGGACAUAAGAAACAUUGCUAUUAACAGACAUGUCUAUGGGCAUGUAGUGUGCCUCUUCAGCAAGGGUAGAAGGAAGCAUUAUUUUACCACAAGACUUUUUUUUCCUCAGACUUCUUCCUUUCAUUGACAUAUAUUUAUUUAUAUACCUUACAGAAGGGAAUACCAUUCUAGGUGGAUGCAUUAAAUCAACCAAAGAUUGAUUAGGUAAUACUCCUUACAUCGGGGAAAAUCUUCAGGAGCUGAAUAACUACUGCUUUUCCUCCCUACCAUUGAUGCAGGAAGGGCAUACUUUGCAACCUUUGCAUUUAGCUCUUUCACCCAUCUCAACAGUGUCAGUUGUGAGGGGGCAGAAUUCACCAGUUUGAAAAAAAUGAAAAAGUAUUUAUAUGGAUGUUGUUUAGAAACUUUAUUUAUUCAGUACAUUAUUGAUUCACAUCACAAAUAUACAUUAAUAUUCUUACAGUGAAAAGAGAAAAUUCUUAAUAACAUUUCCCAUUGUUUUGUAAAUGUAUUAUAGUCACAACCACCAUCAUACUUAUGUUCUUUACUCACAUACAUUAUCACAUAGUCAUAUAAUUUUCAGUUGCUGCUGACCUACUUAAUUUGAUCAUCUACUUGAGCGUUAUUUUGUAUAUAAUGUUCCCUAAUGCAUCGCUUAUUUGCAUGAAAUCUAUCUUGUAAUGAUUCCAUCUCUCUUUAUUUCCUUUACAAUAUUCAGUAGCUUGUUUACUGCUGGUUUAAUUUUUGCUUUCCAUUUUUGCGUGAUUGCUUUUUUGGCUGCUAAUAUUAUUAAGUUUAAUAUGGUCUUACUGUGUCUCAGCAUUUCUAAAUCUAAACUUCAACUCAGCAGCAACAUGUCCUUGGUUAAUAUAUGUUCUUCUAUCCAUUGUGUUGUGUCAGGACAUGUUACAAGGAGUCCUUAAACCUAGAUCACUCCACACAUUCACAGCAAAUGUGCUCCCAGUUUCCUGUUUCCUUCUUUUUACAUCUCCACAACUAUACUCCACUUGAAGAAAACAUGUCAGAAGAUUACUUGCACUAUAAAAGUAUCUAUUAAAUAUUUCCAUGCAAAUAUCCUAAGUCAUUUUGAAUUUUGUAGCAUACUUUGAAGGCUUACAGAUUCCAUCCCAGUAUUCUUUUGUAAUUUUUCAUUCUAAUCUUUCUUCUCAAUCUUUUCCAAUCUCCCUUAGCAAUUCUUAUAGUUAUCAUGCAGCACUUUAAAUGCCUUACUCAUGAUUCCUUUCUUGAUAAUGUCUUCAGCUCUUGAUUUUACUGAAAACAUUACCAGAGCUGGUCCUUCAUUCAUGCUGUUCUCCUUCUCCCUCUCCCCUACUCUGUAUUUGUGUUGUGCCAACUUUCCCUGAUUACAGAAGGCAGUGUCUGAUCUGCAAGUCAAACACCAGCUUGGCUUCAUGCCAUUCUGUCACUUUUCCCUUCCAACCUAUUUGUUCCCAAUAGUAUGCCUCCUUUGUUAAUUUCCUCUUGUUACUUCCAGACGUUUCUUACCUGUUAUCUCUACUCUUAGUUGUAUGUGUUUCUCUGCCUGCUUGAUUUAAUCUUUAUAAUAUUGUCUACCAUGUUAUAAAUAAGAUAUUCCAUGUAAUUACUGCAUAGGUUUAAAGUUAUCUUUUCAUAUCACGUAAUCCUAAUUCACCCGGUUCUAUAGGAAGAAUCUUUUUAUCCCACUUUACUCUUAUUCUUUCCCCAUCUCAUAUUAAUUCCUUCAACUCUUUAUUGUAAACCACAAAUUUCCGUCAAGGCUUAUUUCUGUGGAUUUCUUGUUGCAUGAGCUGCUAAGAUCAGGAUACAGUACAGAGUGUUUGAAACUUCCUCAACCAUAUCCAUUGAAUAAAGCUUCCACAACUGCUCGGGUCAUUUCUAGCCCACUUUUGGAAGAUAUUUGAGCUGAAAAUGUUCUAGACAGUGCUUCUACAUUUUUGAUGACUUCAGGGGAAGAAGUAAAUAUUGUUUUUUCUGGAUCCCAUAAAAGUUUGUGGAUUGGGAUUGCGGAAAUGGCUUUAAAAGCAUUCGAACACUGCCUACAUAGUGGGAUUCUUAACAUGCUCUCAGAUCAUAACAAGUUAAUAUGGUACAUAAACAAGUGGGUGGAGAUGAUCCUCUUAGCCUAUGCGAUGGCAGUAACCAUAAGGAACCUGACUUUGUCUGUGAUUAUCCAUCUCACUGGUUCAUCUGCCAUAGGGGGAAGCCACAACCUUUGCAAACUCCUUCAGGUGCAACUUUCUGCUUGAUCUGAAAUAACCAAUGUAUCUUCAAGUUAUUUUUUUCUUAAAUUUUGAUAGACCUGUGAAAUAAAUGUUCAGACAAAUUUCUGACACCCCCAAAUAUGCUCUUCUUCUUCUCCCCUCCUUUUUUUGUCAGAGUCUUAAGGUAUCUCGCACUGAGCCUGUUGCAGUUUUCUCCUGUAUGAUUCCCACCAAUCCCUCUGUUUCUGAAUGUCCUUCUGAAAGCAAUGAUGGAGAAAUUUCUAACAAUUCUGAUAUCUCCAUUAAGGCCAAAUCAAAUUUUGUUUCCCCAUCUUCUUUGUCAUGCUUCUUAAUAUAUUCACAUCUUGUAAUAUAGAGGGGCUGGCCUUGGGAAAACGGGCUUCUGCUGCAAGUGUCGCCACCACUCAACACACACAUACACACACUUUCGUAUGUUGUUUGCGUUACCAGUACCACCAUAAUAAUACACAUCUCUAACUUACAUCUGGUUCUUUCUCGCUACAAUCUUUUUUGCUUACUGUGUAGUCCCAAGCUAUUUUUGUUGUUAAAUGAUGAGUUCUGCAGUUUUUUUCCUGUGGGUGAGAUUAUUUAUCUUUUUUUUCUUCUUCUUUUUAAGAGAUGCUUUUCUGUUUAUUCAUUAUUUCUUACUCAUUUUCUUGUUUUACAGUGCCUUCUGACCUUUUCAACAGUCAGGGCUUACCCUAAUGGCAUACAUGUCAGAGUAGAUGUUUCACUAUUUUAAAGUGUCAAGCAUAAAUUACCAGAAGUGCCCCAUUUAUAAAAAGUUUAACAGUGCUGCCUUGUAGCAGAAAAUGAAGGCACAAUAUAACUACUUGAUUUCCCAGAAGCUCCCAAAGUUGGAACAAGCACUUUCUUUAUUUGAAAUUGUGAAUUCAGGGUCCUCUGAGAAUGUUUAUUGGGCUCAAGCUGACAGUAUGAGUUUUCAAAGUACUUCUGGUCCAAAACUGUCAAGAAAGAUACAUAAAGAGAUUAAUGGAGCAGACGAGGGAGUCUAAAUUUAAACUUCCCAUCUUAUGGGUGGUCAAAGCUUCCACUCUCUGGUUCUUUAUUUUACUGCUUCCACUUAUGAACUUGAACUUUCAUUUUUGUGCUGAUUUUGAGCUCACAAUAAACUGAAGGUCCAUUUAUUUAUA
Molecule: messenger RNA, 5829 nt
Organism: Protopterus annectens (West African lungfish)
Lineage: Eukaryota; Metazoa; Chordata; Ceratodontiformes; Protopteridae
Gene: LDAH
Product: lipid droplet associated hydrolase
Exons: 8
Coding region: 172-1179 (335 amino acids)
Biological process (GO): lipid storage
Cellular component (GO): lipid droplet
Molecular function (GO): lipase activity
Source: RefSeq, a predicted model, not a curated record